Molecule: messenger RNA, 2887 nt
Organism: Theobroma umbraticum
Lineage: Eukaryota; Viridiplantae; Streptophyta; Magnoliopsida; Malvales; Malvaceae
Gene: GALT1
Product: galactosyltransferase1
Cellular component (GO): Golgi membrane
Molecular function (GO): carbohydrate binding; UDP-galactose:N-glycan beta-1,3-galactosyltransferase activity
Source: RefSeq, a predicted model, not a curated record
CAAAUCUCUGUUGUUUAUUUUACUUUGAAGGCCAGGAAAACGGUUUUAUUUCCCACCGUUGCGCUCAAACGACUUGGGAGCUCGGAAAAGAAAGACCAAAACGACAGAGAUCCGAACGCUUUCUCUCUCUCUCCGAAUUCUCUUCUCUUCUCCGUUGAUUAGGGUGGUGGCAAACAGCAAAAGUAGAUAUCCUGGUUUGCAUUUUCGUUUGCUUCUUUGCCUGGAGUUGUGUGCGUGAUAUGUUGGACUGUUUUUCUCUUGCAUGAUAGUCUUAUGCCAGAUGCAUGACAAAGAAUCUUUGAGGAAAUUGCUGCAUGGUUACAGAACCCUUGAAUUUUUGUGCAUCAAGCCAGAAGGUCAUGCUUGCAAAUUUUGGUAGUUGGCUCAGCCAGACAGCAGGUUGAGAAUGAAGGCUGAUACCCUCCAUCUGAAAAGCAGAAUGAAGAAAUGGUACGGUGGUGCUUUAGUUGCAUCCCUAUUUAUGUUGCUGGUCCUGAGAUACGGUGUCAUGAAAAAUGCUGUUGAAGAAAGCUACUUGACAAAUCCCUUCUCCUCCAAUGGAACCAAUCCACUUGAAUGGGUGCGUUUUACGGGUCCGCCUGCAGUUCAAAAUCCAGAGACUGCUUCUCAAGUGAUUUCCAUUGAUACCAUAGCCAUCAGUCUCUUUGCUCAGAGGAACCUCUCCAAGGGAGAGCAAGAAUCUUUGCUCACUUGGGAUUUGUUGAAGAACUUAAUUAACCAUUCUCAAGCUUUGCCAAAUGGAGUAGAGGCUAUCAAGGAAGCUGGAAGUGCAUGGAAUAGCCUGAUGGCUUUGAUUGAAGCGGAAAAACUUGGUUAUACUGAUGAUAAUUCAACUAGGAAAACAAAAGAGAAGCAGUGUCCCCAUUUUCUUAAUAAAGUGAAUGCAACAGAAUCAGAUAAAAGUCAUUAUAAAUUGAGAGUUCCAUGUGGCCUCACUCAAGGUUCUUCCAUUACAAUCAUUGGUAUUCCAAACGGUCUUCUUGGUAAUUUUCGCAUUGACUUAACAGGGGAAGCACUUCCAGGGGAGCCUGAUCCACCAAUAAUUUUGCAUUACAAUGUUAGGCUCCAUGGGGAUAAGGUAACUGAGGACCCUGUAAUUGUCCAAAACACUUGGACUAUAGCUCAUGAUUGGGGUGAAGAGGAGCGUUGUCCACCACCUACUCCUGACAAGAAUAAAAAAGUGGAUGAGUUGGACCAGUGUAACAAGUUGGUGGGUAAAGAUAAUAACAGGACGGUUAGCAUGCAUUCCCAUGGUUCAAGGAGGUCCUCAAUGGGGCUGGAAGGGAUUAAAUCUAGAAGAUAUUUUCCUUUUAAGCAAGGUUCACUUUUCGUUGCAACUCUUAGAGUAGGAUCAGAGGGAAUACAGAUGACAGUUGAUGGAAAGCACGUGACAUCCUUUGCUUAUCGAGAAACAUUGGAGCCAUGGCUUGUUAGUGAGGUCAGAAUUUUUGGAGACAUAAAAUUAAUUUCUGUCCUGGCUAGUGGUUUACCCACUUCAGAGGAUUCAGAUCAUACAGUUGAUCUAGAAGAACUGAAAUCAGUUGCUCUCUCCCAUCAAAGACCAGUGGAGCUCUUUAUUGGUGUUUUCUCUACCGCCAACAAUUUUAAACGAAGAAUGGCUGUGAGAAGAACAUGGAUGCAGUAUCCUGAAGUUCGAUCUGGGACAGUUGCAGUGCGCUUUUUUGUUGGUUUGCAUAAAAACCAAAUAGUGAAUGAGGAACUCUGGAAUGAGGCACAGACAUAUGGAGACAUACAGCUGAUGCCUUUUGUUGAUUACUACAGCCUGAUCACCUGGAAAACUUUGGCCAUUUGCACCUUUGGGACAGAAGUUGUUUCUGCAAAGUUUGUCAUGAAAACAGAUGACGAUGCAUUUGUUCGUGUGGAUGAAGUACUUGCUUCGUUAAGCAGGAUAGAUGUGACUCAUGGAUUGCUUUAUGGACUCAUUAACUCAGAUUCCCAGCCUCAUCGCAGUACAGAAAGCAAGUGGUUUAUUAGCCCUGAGGAAUGGUCUGAAGAUAGGUACCCUCCUUGGGCACAUGGUCCCGGUUAUGUGGUGUCCCACGACAUAGCAGAGGCUGUUUAUAAGAGGUUCAAUGAGGGGCGUUUAAAGAUGUUUAAGCUAGAAGAUGUGGCAAUGGGUAUUUGGAUCGCUGACAUGAAGAAAGAAGGUUUAGAAGUUAGGUAUGAGAAGGAAGAGAGGAUCUUUAAUGAGGGUUGCAAGGACGGUUAUGUUAUUGCCCAUUAUCAAGGUCCAAGAGAGAUGAUGUGUUUGUGGCAGAAACUCCAGGAGACUAAAAGAGCUAGAUGUUGUGGUGAUCCAUAAGUAUAGGCUGACACUUGAGGAUUUGGCAAUCAAAUAUCAACAGUCACGUUUCAUAACCAGCACUUUCCCGGGUGCUAACUUUAACAUGACGAGAGAAAGGAAUCAGUCCUUGCUGAUCUGAUUGAUCUGGUUGGAGCAAAUUCAGACAAAAGGAGAGGUAUUUUUAUCUUCUUUUUUUCCUUUUAUUUCUUAUAAACUUUUUUAACUAUAGGUGGAUGGGGUUAGUAAUUGUUGUUGUAUAAUUAGCAAUAUUUUUGUAGCGCAUACAUGUUUAGUUGAGAAAAACUGAAAUUCUUGCCAGAAAUGGUAGACCGAUGCCUUGUAUAGGGAAUAGCUAUAGUGGUAGGAAAUUGCAGGGUUUACCCAAGUCUGAUCUGAUGUACACUCCACUCUUCUCUUUUGACACUGUUCUAUGUGUUCCUAUUGUAUUUUGUCUCAGGGUAUUAUGCUGGUCAGCCAAAUAUCAGCUGUGCCAGAAUUUUUGUUUAUGAUAAAUAUAGCAAAUUUUGACAUUCAUUACAAGUAGCAAUGUUGCUUCGACUA